Molecule: messenger RNA, 597 nt
Organism: Anisakis simplex (herring worm)
Lineage: Eukaryota; Metazoa; Nematoda; Chromadorea; Rhabditida; Anisakidae
Source: the annotation of a GenBank genome assembly
AUAAUAACGAUUACCAUUUUGCAAUUGAAGCCCAAAGACCUACCGGUGGUAUCAAUGCAGUUGCGACACGUUAAUCUCAGUGCACGACUGCACACAAACGAAACUUAUGAAUCCUAUUUUAAACGUCGUAUUGCCCACAUGGUAAGUACGUACUGCGAGCAACAGGCUAACGAAUGCCGAGGUGCAACAUUACGACUCAAUAAGGACAAUGUGAUCGUGUUAAGAGUUGCAUCACCAAAUGCGACAACAAAUUCCACGACACUAUCAUUCGUAGUCACAAAGUCGUCGAAUGUUGGCUCAUUAAACGACUUGAUGAUAAUUGAUUCAACAAAGAUAAAAUAUAUUCUAUCUGCUCAACUGGCGCCAUUAUCACGUGUUCUUGGUGGUAUUCGAAUUGACAGUAUUGAUGUUGUUCAUCUAUCACCGAACACCAACUACAAUCUCAAUAAUGCUGAUAGAGAUAAUCCUACUGAUAAUAGCAAAUUGCUGAUCCUGCUCGCUAUCACUGCCUUAUUUCUACUUAUCACAUACAUUAUCGCUACUGUUAAAGUUUGCAGGCAAGUCAAUUUUUUCGUUUUCUUUUUUUUUCAACCUUAA